Molecule: messenger RNA, 5761 nt
Organism: Mercenaria mercenaria
Lineage: Eukaryota; Metazoa; Mollusca; Bivalvia; Venerida; Veneridae
Product: hepatic leukemia factor-like
Exons: 4
Coding region: 35-922 (295 amino acids)
Biological process (GO): regulation of transcription by RNA polymerase II
Cellular component (GO): nucleus
Molecular function (GO): RNA polymerase II cis-regulatory region sequence-specific DNA binding; DNA-binding transcription factor activity, RNA polymerase II-specific
Source: RefSeq, a predicted model, not a curated record
GUUUGUUUACUUUUUUACUCAAAAGCAACAAAAAAUGGCUGAUGGAACAUUUUGUGAAUACACUGGACAGAUGGAUAAUGCCUUGAUGUCGCAGAUGUCAGGAUAUGGAGGCCGGGGGAGCUCAGAAAACUUAGGGGAUGGGCACAGUCAGCAGAGUAAAGCUGGACCUGGAUUCUACACGGAACAGUUCCCAUCCAGCAUGUCUUCAGCAAUGAUGGAGAGUCUAGUCAUGUCAAGUAUGGCAUCUGGUAACCAUAGCAACCAGGAGGCUCUCAUAGCAAGUAUGAUGAGCCAAGCAGCGGCAGCUUCCAGUGCUUAUGAAAGUGCAGUCAAUUUCGCUCUAAAACCAGAGAAAGGUCUUCCACCAACUCCGCCCGGUAGCCCAAAUGAUCCAAAAGGUAUACAAGCAAAUUCUACGCAACAUGCUGGUUACCAUAGCAACAUGCAUCCCGCAUCAAUGGUGGGCAUGCCGUCGUCUUUCAACCAUAAUCUGUUAGCAAAACCUGUACCAAUGAGAAGACUGUCAGAGAAAAGGAUAGCUCAAGCUCGCGCGAGUAUUGGAGGAGUUUCCUCGGAGCCGCCAGGAAUGAUUGAGCAUGAAACUCUUCCAGAUCCAGUUACAAAUCCAACCCUUGCACGUGCAUUAGCUGCUGUCAAUCAAGGUCAGAAACGACCACGUAGUGAAAAGAAAGCAAUACCAGAUGAUGCAAAAGAUGACAAAUAUUUCGAACGGCGUAAAAGAAACAACAAUGCUGCUAAAAAGUCCAGAGAUGCAAGAAAAGCCAGAGAGGAUGAAAUUGCCAUUCGAGCAAGUUUCCUCGAAAAAGAAAAUGCCAUUUUACGCGCGCAAGUUACAACGUUACGAGAAGAAGCCAAUUCAUUACGACAAUUAUUGUUACAAAAAAGGGCUUCGAGACAUUAGCCAAGAAUAUUUUACUCAAAAUUUAUAGAAGUACAUAGACAUAUGAGCUGCGCCAUGAGAAAACCAACAUAGUGCAUCCGCACAGCAUGGAUCCUGCCAGUCUGGUCUGGAUCCAUGCUGGUCGCAAAGCCACUAUGUUGGUUUUCUCAUGGCGCGGCUCAGUUAUUGUUAAUUUCGCAAUUGUAAUCAAUGACCUUUGUCAUUUAACCUUUUCAAGGUCAUGUUAUCAUUUCAAAGGUUAACGAGUACCAGUAGCAACAGGUUGCUACAGUGAUAAUGUUUUAUUGAUUUUUUCUUGUUGAUAUGUUAAUGUUUUUUUGUGCUAUUUCACGUUUCUGUUGACAAUUUACCUUAAUCAUUUUAUCACUCAAGUUUUACUCAGGGAUACAUUGUAUAUCAUUUUAAAUAUUAGUCCUCAGGAGGUAGUGUAAGAUGUUUCAAACACCAGAGUCCAAGAUUAUGAAGCUGAAUUUGGCAGGCAGUCCAAAACUUCGAGCGUUUGAUUGGUAGAUUACAAGCACAAUCUUUGAAGCUAACCAAUCACAAAGUUGCUCUCUGAGACUGUUUUUAAAACCUCAGUACAUAAUCUUAGACCACAUUAAGAUUUUUGUCUUCCCAGCUGGGAGAGACAUUUUAUUUUGUCUUAAGUUAAAUUAUCACGCCAUCCUCUUCAUUUCAAUUUUACUACACCAAAUAUCAUAAAAGAAACUUAUGCUUAGUUUUGAAUAACUUGUAGACAAAAUAUAUACAUGUAGAGGAAACAUUCAUGUAUUUUUACAAAAAUUGAGCAUGUUAAAAUAAAUUGAUCUCAUUUUCAUUGUUAUUUGGCUUAGGGUAAAAUAUUUGAUAGAAAAACCAAAUUUGAUUACCGUAUUUACUCGUCUAUAAGAUGAUCCUUCUAUAAGACGGGGUCCUUCAAUUACUUCAAAAUUGGCAGCAUUUUACAGAUUCUUAAAAAUUUUAUAGACACUUAAGAUGAAUGACAUUGACUCGCUUGUUAGAUGAGGCAACUCAUUAAAUGUAAUUUUUAAGUAGAAAAAAAUUGUCUUAUAUGCGAGUAAAUACAGUAUUAUACAAAAAUAGGUUGUAUAUGUACCUUUAUUCUGUAGUGCUAAAGUAAAAACCGACAAACACAAGUGGCACCAAAUUUGUCAGUGAUGGUUGCAAGUUGAAAUUAUUACACCAGUUGUAUAUUUACUCAGGAAGAUUGUUCAGGUUCUGUCCAUAUGCAUAUUGUCAGGCUGCUUUUCAAAUACCUCAUCUUAAAUUUUUCACGGGUACGUAAAGUAUUAUACAGUCAAGUUUGUUAUUUGCUCACGAGUAUUUUUAGAUACAAACAUUAUUCCCAAGUGCCUCAGAAUAUACUCUAUAUAGAGGUACUGAAUUAUACCGGUCAAUAUGUGUGUUCAUGAUAAUUAUAUUAUAGAAAAUAUCCAGGGAUUUGGAUGAAUUUGUUACUUUGAUACUCAAAAAGCCAUUGAAAAUUGUUAUGACUGUUAGAUAUGCUUGUUUCAUUGUGAGUGUUAAUGUUUUUUUUCACAUCAUAUAUCAACCAAGUAUACCCUUCUACAUAUACCUGAAUACCAUAUUAAAAGAGAGGUAGCGAUUUUUAGAAUUCCAUUUGGUUAGAUGCUUCUAAAGUACAGAAGAUUUUUGAAAAUACUCAAAAAUUGUAAUCUGUUGGAUAAUCUAAAUCUUUAAAAUUGACAUUUUAUGAUUAUUUAAGUAAAAUAGUAUUCCGUUCCAAAAUUUAAAAAAUAUGAAGAAUUGCAAAGAGAUCAUUUAGCAAUGUCUCAUUUGGCUAGGUUACCAUUUUGAUAUUUCAGUUUUAAAUAGAUGGUUAUACUUUUGAUGCUGAAAAAGUUCUAUUCUUCAGCAUUUUUGUAAUGACCAUUUUUCAACAGUUUAUAGUUCAUUUCGCAUCCUCGCAGACCAGUCCAGUUAUCUGUUUAAAAAAUGUUCAUAAUGAUAUUUACGUAGUUUUGUAAAUAGUAGUAUAAGAUGUGUGGAAAUCCUUAAAAAACAAAUGUGCAAUUUUCCAUUUGCAUAUUUGUGUCCAAUUUAUAUAUGUACAUGUAUAUGCAUAAUUGUGUGUAUUAAUGAGAGUCACUAGAUGGCUGAAGUAAAUAUCAGCUUUACUAAGUGUGUGACAGCCGUAAUCCAUGAUAUAGAAAUUAUAUACAAACAUACUGAAAUAUGUAAGAAUUUCUACAGUAAUUCCUAUGAAUGUUGUAUAUUAUAUAAAUUAUUAAUUAAGAACUGGUUACAUCACUUUCAUUAAAUGGACCACAGGGAACGGUGGUUAAGGUGUUAGCCGCUCAACUUAGAGUUGGUGGGUUUGAGCCCCAUUGGGGUCAGAACCACACAAUCUCUUUUGACAUUAGAACUGGUUUUUCAAGGUAGCAGACUCGAUAAUGGUUCAAAUAAGCUUGAAGCUUUAAUUACAAUAUAUACCAGUAAGUAUGAACUAAAGGAACCAUUUAAAACCUGUAAUUUGAAGUCAUGAUCCUUUCUCAAGAUCAAAUUGAAAAUGUCAGAACUGCAAGUUAACUUUAAAUUUUUAUUGACCAGUUAUAAAAAAAGCUCAUAUAUAGUGUGUUUAUCAUUUUGAGCUGUUCCAUGGAAGACCGUAUUUAAGAUUUUAAGUCUGUAUCAUUAAUUUAUAACUGAUAUGCCACAAAAAUAUCCGAAAAAUGACCACACCGUCAGUGCUACAUUGAUACUGAUUAACUCACUGACAUUUAUUUUGCAACGCAAAAUAUUUGAAUUUUUUCAUUAAAAAUUGCAUUGGUUUUCCCAUAGGCUAGGCAACAUGGAUUUUAUGUUAGAGAUUAAAUUUUUGUGUGUGAUUUACCUAAGUGCCAGUAUAUAUUAAUGUUUUAAAACCGGUGAAAGUUAAUUUUGUGUGUAAUUAUGUAUUUGAUAACUGGGAAUAAUCAAGUUAUUUGUUUUCAUGAUUUUCAUAAAAAGUGUUUAAUCAUUCAUGUUUUAAUGAACAGUAAAUCAUACAAAUUCUAUGCAUGGUUAUGGCUUUAAAUUACAUUUAAAAAUACAGCUGUAUGAAAGUUUCUGAAUAUAUGAUACAGAGUUUUGAAUGAGUCAUUUGCUUUGUUGCAAAACCAUGGUGAUUCUAAGAGUUUAACAAACUCAUUGGCAAGACCCAGUAAAAUAUCUGUAUAAUAUAUAUUGUUUGAUGGCUUGAUAACUCAAACGUAUUUUGCCGGUCCCAUCAAGUUAGAACGAACGAGGUUUGACUGUACAUCAUGCAAAAUUCAGCUGUGUAAUAUCAUUUGACUGCGGAUGAAUGUGAACUUAAUCUUGCAAUUUUGUUUUAAAUAUUGUCCGAUAAUUACAUUAUUAUAUACAAUACCAAAUGUAGUUUGAUUGUUUCAAGUGAAUGUUGGUUGAAAAAUGUUGGCUAGUAUUGGUAAUGCAGGUUUGUUUAUGUUUCUGUCAAAUAUGGCCAAACUGUAGAGUGUUGUUUAUGUAUUUGUUUGGUCACUUAACAGGCACACUUAAUUGGGUUGAUUCAAAUUUGUGACACAGUCAAUCACAAAAUGGUUUUAGAAAUUAUGCUAAUACGGGGAAAUUAAAUGAUUAAAAAUGAUAUCCAGUCUAGCUAUAGUUGUUCUAUUUUAUGAACUUUUGCAAAAAUGUCGUUUAGAUAAUUUAUAGUUGGUGAAAUAAUUAAUAUAGUGUUUCUGAUGUGCUAUACAGAUUUUUGAUCAGUGUUGUUGUUGCUAAAAAGUUUGACACAAACUUGAAAUAGUUUUUCCCAUUGACAUAAGGAUCAUUAUGACUGUGAUAAGAAAAGGAAAACACCUCAAGACUUGUAAAAGUUUUUUGAAAAAAAAAUAAAAUCAAAAACAUGAAAAAACGCUGUCCAAGAUAAAAUCUGUAGUUGUAAAUAAAUAAAGAACACAGUGUGGUCCAGGGAGUUACAGAGAUUUCCAUUUAAAUGGCACACUUCAUCACCAGUGCAAACGGUAAACUCUACGUUUGAAAAUUGUUUUUUUGAUAUAUGCAAGAAUAGUGUAUAUGUGAAUAUAUGAUUAAAAUUUUAUAUUCCAUUUAUUAACAUCAUCAAAUGUUUACACAUUAUUUAUGUUCAAAAACUCUUGCAAUUAGCGAAACUAUCUACAGUCAAACUUUGUUGGCUUGAUCUGGAAUUAUUCGAACUCCACCCUUUGCUCAAAUUCAUUGGGUUACAUCAAAAUCCCAAUAUAAUGUAUUUUGUUUGAUGUCUCGAAAUACCGAUAACUCAAACAAAUUUUGCUGGUUCUGUUGAGUUUAAGCGAACAAAGUUUGACUAUAUAUGUUUCUUUAGUACCAGUAACAGUAUUAUGCUUUCAACAGCUCAGGGAAAGACUUGUAUACAAAUUACAUUAUUUUACUCUAAAACAUAUAUUUAAUAGUACUAUGCAGCACUAUUUUAUUGUGUCAUACUGUCUGUUAUAGAUUUAGUGGCAUAAAUACUUUGUUAUACUCGUACUAUGUUGAUUUUACACUAAGGAAAUGCUGUUCAACCGAUAUUUUUCAAAACAGUGAAAUUUGAUGUUUAACCAUUAGCCUGUUGGCAAUAAGUGAUUCUGCCUUUGCGUCCAGUGCAGACAAAGGUCUGCGCUGAUCUCUAUCUGGUCAGUAAAUUUUCAGUGAAUGCCCCUUCCAAUAAUAAAUGGUAUUGCCCAAACUGAAUGAUAGACCAGUCCAUUUUAGAAAUUUAGCAGGCUGAAGUAGAUAAAUCUGGAAACUGCUGAUAUUUUGUUUUUAUUUGAUGUGUUACCUCAUUUUAUUAUGUUUAAAAUGUGUAUGCUAAAUAAUACAUACUUAAAAGAGUAA